This is a messenger RNA of Nasonia vitripennis (jewel wasp), 951 nucleotides long. RefSeq lists its product as uncharacterized. The record is from RefSeq and is a predicted model, not a curated record. The coding region runs from base 53 to 862 and encodes 269 amino acids. The transcript is spliced from 9 exons. Lineage: Eukaryota; Metazoa; Arthropoda; Insecta; Hymenoptera; Pteromalidae.
AUAAAGUGGUCGCGGUUCACCCGUGCGGAUUUAGUUGUUGUUCUAUCUCUGUAUGAAUGUACUAGGUGUUCUCCAACUCGUCAUUCAGCAGUUCUCCACGAUGAAAAUAUUCGUGACCUUCUUUAUUCUCUGCUUCGUUUGCAAACCGAGCAAUGGAACUUCCCUCGUGAAAGCCUGUCUCGUUGAAAAUGGAUUCGGAGCUAGUGGCAAGGACUUGGAAAUCGUCAAAGCCGUGGCAAAUCCCGAAUACGUCGGUAUAUUGAGGCAAGUGCCAAAGGACAAGCUGUCUGGAGUUUUCGCCUGCAUCUUUCAGGAUAGGAAUCCCACGACUAAUCUCUAUGCUUCCCUCAAACGCCUCAUAGAAAUGGAUGAUAAAGUGUCGAAGGCUGAAGCGCAAAAAAUGCAAGACAGCCUGACUGAUUGUCAUAAAGAAGUAGCUGGGGAUGAUGCUAAGUUACUGAAUUGUGUGAACGCUUUUGACUCUCCAUUCGAUGAAAUUAUGGCUACUAUUCGCGAUGUGCCGGAUUCCCUGGGCUUUUGCUAUGAAAAAUGCAAGCUGACGAUCAGUGAAAUGUAUAAGAUCGAGCAGAACCGAUUGAAUUUGAAGGAGAUUAUGACGUUCGUACCUGAAGAAAAGAUGGCUUGUACUACGGGCUGCAAAGUUGACAAGUCCGGCAGAAGCCUUACGAGCAGACUUACUGACUUGAUUCACAAGAGUAAAAAACACGACGAAAAGAAGAAGAAGGAAAUGAUAGAGACUCUGAAUAGGUGUAGCGCGCAAGUUUCCGGAGUCAAGGUUGAAACCUACAAUUUGAUCAAAUGUCUGAAUCUGUACAAGCCUCCCUUCAUCGACCUUUAUUAGAUGCAGUGACUAUAAUACAACGAAAUAUAAUUAAUUUAAAUCAUAUGACAAGAUUUUACUUGGAUAAAACGUUUAUUAAAAUAAAUCAA